Messenger RNA from Zonotrichia leucophrys gambelii, 1102 nucleotides. RefSeq names its product pro-opiomelanocortin-like. The transcript has 3 exons. Gene Ontology annotation, biological process: regulation of corticosterone secretion. Gene Ontology annotation, cellular component: secretory granule; extracellular region. The coding region runs from base 60 to 743 and encodes 227 amino acids. Gene Ontology annotation, molecular function: hormone activity; G protein-coupled receptor binding. The record is from RefSeq and is a predicted model, not a curated record. Lineage: Eukaryota; Metazoa; Chordata; Aves; Passeriformes; Passerellidae.
GAGCCUCCGGGCGGGCCCGAGCGGGACCGGAGCCAGCGGAGCCACCGAGAGCAGCCGUGAUGGGGCUGCUGCUGCUGCUUUUGGGGUUUUUGCUCUGCGGCCCCGCGGGAGCUUCGGGGCCGGGCUGGAGAAAUCCCGAAUGCCAACGGGGGAGCGAGGCCGGAGCCACGGCGUGCUCGGGCUCGUGCCGGGCGCAGAUUUCCUUGGAAUCUCCACUUUUUCCCGGGAAUUCCGCGCAGCCCCAGCCGCCGUCGGCGUCGCUCCGGCGUUACGUCAUGCGCCACUUCCGGUGGAACAACUUCAACCCCAAAAACGCCACCAACGAGCCCGGAAAGCGCGAAAACGAGGAAGAGGAGGGCGGAAAAUUCCGGAAUGAUGAUGAUGGGAUGUUGGGAUUUUUGGGAAAAGGCGGGAAGCGCUCGUAUUCCAUGGAGCACUUCCGGUGGGGGAAACCGGUGGGGCGCAAGAGGCGCCCGGUGAAGGUUUAUCCCAACGGGGCCAACGAGGAGGAGGAGGAGGAGGAGGAGAAUUCCCGGGUGUGGGAGUUGCGGAGGGAUGAACCCCCCGAGGAGGAGGAGGAGGAUGAGGAGGAUGAGGAGGAGGAAGAGGAGCCGGGGUUGCCGUGGGGGUCCCGGCAGCAGAAGCGCUAUGGGGGGUUCAUGGGCUCCGAGGGGGCGCGGCCGCCGCUGCUGACGCUCUUCAGGAACGCCAUCGGCAGGGGCCUGCCCAAGGGCGGGCAGUGACGGGGAAAAUGGGGAAAAUUGCGGGGAAAAUGGGAAAAAAUCCCGGGAAAAAUCGGGGAAAUAUUAUGGGAAAAAAUGGGAAAAAUCCUGGGAAAAAAUGGGAAUAAAAUGAGAAAAAGCCUGGGAAAAAAUGGGAAAUUAUUGGCAAAAAGCCUGGGAAAAAAUGUGAAAAAAAUGGGGAAAAUCCUGGAGAAAUCCUCAGGAAAAAUUCCGGGGAAAAUCCAGGGGGAAAUGGGAAAAAGCCCGGAAAAAUCCUGGGGAAAAAAUGGUGAAAAAAUGGGGAAAAAACGGGAAAAAUUCCGGGAAAAUUCCGGGGAAUAAAAGGGAAAAAUCCUGGGGAAAAAACAGGAAAAAAUGGG